Emiliania huxleyi CCMP1516 is the source of this 1128-nucleotide messenger RNA. RefSeq lists its product as hypothetical. Lineage: Eukaryota; Haptophyta; Isochrysidales; Noelaerhabdaceae. Gene Ontology annotation, biological process: DNA-templated transcription initiation; regulation of DNA-templated transcription. Bases 1 to 1128 code for a protein of 375 amino acids. Gene Ontology annotation, molecular function: DNA-binding transcription factor activity. The transcript has 4 exons. The record is from RefSeq and is a predicted model, not a curated record.
AUGUUGAUAGCGGCAGCUCUUUUUGGCGUCCAGCCGUCGCCCGCGGCGCUCCUCUCGUCGCCGCCGGUUCCAAUUUUGCGCGCCGUGGCCGGCCGGGCCGAGCCUGCGCUGCAGCGCACUGCCGCUGCGAGGUCCAUCGCCAUGUGUGAUGCCUCGGUGCUGCAGAUGCCGGAGCGGCCCGCGGCGGAGGAGGUGGCCGAGCGGAUACGGAGCCGCCUCACCCCCGAGGAGGAGCAGGGGCUCGCGCUCGACAUGAAGAUGCUGCGCCGGUGGACGGCGACGCGCGAGGAGCUGGCGGAGCGGCUGCAGAGGGCGCCGAGCCACUUCGAGUGGUCGGUGGCGAUCGGGUUCGUCGGGGACGAGCGCGCCUUUGUGCGCUCGCUCGCGCUGCUCUACCGCCAGCGGGAGCGCCUCAUCGUCUCGAACCUCCCGUUUGUGGCUCACAUCGCGCAGCGGUACCGGCACUGCGGAGUCCCGAUCCAGGACCUGAUCCAGGAAGGGACACUGGGGCUGAUCUCCGCGGCGGAGCGGUACGACCCGUCGUACGGCUGCCGCUUCUCCACCUAUUCCGUCCACUGGAUCCAGAUGCGGAUCGGACGCCUCGCCUCCACCUCCUCGCGCCUCAUCCGCCUGCCGGUGCGCGCGGGCGAGCGGCUGCGACGCGUCAAGCAGCUGCGCAACCUCUUCAUGCUGCGCGAGGGGCGGUGGCCGAGCGACGGCGAGCUUGCCGAGGCGGCCGAGAUCACCGAGGGGCAGCUGCAGACCGCCCUCCGCUCCGGCCUCGACACCGUCUCGCUGGAGGCGCAGAUGCCUGCCGGCGGGGCGUCUGGGCGCGGGUCGGCGACGCUGACCGACAUGCUUCCGGCGCCGGAGGGGUGCGACCCCGCGGACGCGCUGGCGGCGCGCGACUUGCGCGCGCUGCUGAAGCAGUCCCUCGCCGGCCUGCUCGACCCGCGCGACGCGAAGAUGAUGGAGCUACUCUACGCGCUCGACGAGGGCGAGGGGCGGAGGACGGCGGAGGAGGUGGGGGUCCUCUUCUCUGUGCGGAGAAUCGAGGCCAAGUGCCUCCGCAAGCUGCAGGACCAGCGGCAGCUCGUCGUGCGGCUCCGCACCUACCUCGAGUCUUGA